This is a messenger RNA of Aspergillus ochraceoroseus IBT 24754, 1074 nucleotides long. RefSeq lists its product as uncharacterized. NCBI's taxonomy places the organism in Eukaryota, Fungi, Ascomycota, Eurotiomycetes, Eurotiales, Aspergillaceae. The record is from RefSeq and is a predicted model, not a curated record. The transcript is spliced from 2 exons. The coding region runs from base 1 to 1074 and encodes 357 amino acids.
AUGAGGCAACCGGACAUGUCCCAUUCUGCCGCAUACGGCCAGGACCAGCAUCAGUUAGUGGCUGCAUAUCUUUCUGAUCCUGCAAACCUCCCAACCGUUCCUCCUACGGCCCUGUCGUCACCACGACAGAGUACUGCCGACCACGACGGAACUGUUGACUUCCCUCCGUCGGAACUCAACUCCGUGCACACUUCGACCUCUAGGCCCCAUCCAUCCGAUCCAUGGGACACCUCCUACCCUCAUUCCAGCCGUCGUUCCUAUCGGCAACCGCAACCAUUCUCUCAGUUCCAUCGAGCGUCUGUGGAAGGGAUCCACCCCGAUAUUGAGCAUCAAGCGGUGGCUCCAGUGAUGUUCGUAUCCUCGUCCUAUUGGGAAAACGGUUCCAUAUUGACUUGGGCUUCUUAUAGCAGCGGAGGCGUGCGCAAAGAAGCGCGCGUCCGCGGGAGUUGGACUGAUCAUUCGUCAUACAUGUCGGGCGAGAACCAUACCCCUGUCGUCGCUCGCGUGCGUAAACGAGCAAUCGAAGAUGAUGACGCCCCCAUGGAUGCAAGUGAGGAUGCUCUCUUGAUGUUGUUUCGCAUGUCCCUCCCCAUUCCCAUCUUCGCUCUGGUCGCAUCGUUAUAUACCGUCUUCGCUCUGCUCUUUGCAUUCCUCAUUUCACCUCUUCGACUCCUAUCCUGCAUCUCUUAUCUUCGAAAGACGUCAUUUCGCGCACAGAUAUGUGAUCUUCUGGUGCCACAGCUGCACAUCCAUCAGCGACUAAUUGGGCUCCGGCAAUCUGCGUUUCGCUCAGCAUCGACCCAGUCGAUAUACCAAGAUCCGGACCGUUCAUUUGCGACCGAUGGUGCUGAAGGCUACUCGGCUGGCGGGUUGCUUAUGGUUCUUCUCCUAUCGUCUCUCAUGUCCUUUGGCUUGCUGCUGCUCGCAUGGACCGCGGCAUUUUUCUGGAUAUUCGCCGUGAUGCUUGGGAACCCGGAUGGAACAGAACGAAAAGACGAUGGUCGAGCAGCCGUUCUUGGCGUCGCACGAUGGUGGCAGAUAUGGCUAAAUAAGGCUCGAAAACCGGUUCACUAA